UUUUUUUGACAACAUUUCUUGAUAUAGCUUUGACACCACAUAAAAGUGGAAAAUUGCAUAUACUAAUUAGUGUAACAUUUGGCAUGUGACUUAUUCAAAUUUCAACUUAUAGGUUGCACCAUACAUUUUUGAUUUGUUCCAUCUUUCUUCUUCCUUCCAUGAUCAUGUCACUCUCACGAUCAUUCAGAAAAUUCCCAAAUCUUGUUACACUCUCAAAAUCUUACCCACAUUCUUUAACAAGUUCACAUUUUGAUCACAAUUAUUCAACACCCACAUUCCAAUUCAUCCAUAAUCCAUCUGGGUUUCUCAAAUUCCACAUUUUUCCAUUUCACACAUCACGUGCUAAUAAACCCAAAACCACAAACCCAGAUGCUGAAACAAUCUGCAAAAUCUUAUCCACCAAACCCGAUUCACCCGUCGAUGUCUCUCUAGCCAACUUUCCGGUGAAGGUAUCACCGGAGCUUGUGGUUGAUGUCUUGAACAAACUCAGCAAUGCUGGCAUUCUCGCUCUUUCGUUCUUCCGUUGGGCGGAGAAACAGAAAGGAUUCGAGCAUAGUACAGAGAGUUUUCAUGCUUUGAUUGAAGCAUUGGGUAAGAUCAAACAGUUCAAGAUGAUUUGGAAUUUGGUUGAUGACAUGAAACAAAGAAAAUUGCUUAAUGGUGACACUUUUUCGCUCAUUGCUCGUAGAUAUGUUCGAGCUAGGAUCAUCAAGGAAGCAUUGAAGACGUUUGAGAGGAUGGAAAAAUAUGAAUUGAAGCCUCAAAUAUCGGAUUUCAACAAGUUAAUUGAUGUUUUGUGCAAGUCAAAGUUUCAUGUUGAGAAAGCACAGGAACUGUUUGAUAAAAUGAGGCAAUGGAAUUUAGAGCCUAAUCUUAAGUCCUAUACUAUUUUGUUAGAAGGUUGGAGUCAACAGCAAAAUUUGUUGAAGGUUAGAGAGGUUUGUAGAGAGAUGAGAGAUGAGGGUUUUGAGCCUGAUGUUGUUACUUAUGGUAUACUCAUCAAUGCAUAUUGUAAGGCUAAAAAAUAUGAUGAGGCUAUUGGUUUUUAUCAUGAGAUGAAAUCAAAGAAUAUAAGUCCUAGUCCUCAUAUAUAUUGUACUUUGAUUAUUGGUCUUGGUAAUGGGAAUAGAUUGAAUGAAGCUCUUGAAUUCUUUGAAAAAUCUAAGGUUAGUGGAUUUCCACCUGAAGCGCCGACUUAUAAUGCUGUUGUUGGAGCUUACUGCUGGUCAGGGAGGAUGGAUGAUGCUUGCAGAAUUGUUGAUGAGAUGAGAGACCUUGGGAUCGGUCCGAAUUCUCGAACGUAUGACAUAAUACUUGUUCACUUGAUAAAGGGUGGGAGAGCAAAAGAAGCUUACUCAGUUUUCAAGAGAAUGAGUAGUGAGAUAGAGUGUGAGCCGAGGGUAAGCACGUAUGAAAUCAUGGUGAGGAUGUUAUGUAAUGAAGACCAAUUGGAUUUGGCAAUGGUAGUUUGGGAUGAGAUGAAAGACAAAGGAAUCCUUCCAGGAAUACACAUGUUUUCGACAUUGAUCAUUUCCUUGUGUCAUGAAAAUAAGUUGGAUGAAGCGUGUAAAUACUUUCAACAAAUGUUGGAUGUUGGGAUUCGGCCUACUGCCAAUAUGUUCAGUGCUUUCAAGAAAGCUCUAAUAGACGCGGGAAUGGAGAGUACUGUGAUACAUUUUGCUCGGAAAGUUGAUAAACUGAGAAAUACUCCAUUAAUUGCUUGACUUUCUCUUAAACAAAGACAUUCCAGCAUGUUGGGAGGUCAAUAGAACCAUCUAAAUCACACUAAGCUCUCUAACAAUGUUGUUAAACUCGAGUGUUAACUCGUAAACUCGUUCGAGUUUACGUGUUUAGGAGUGAAAAACUGGUUAACUCGGGAUAAACUCGAUUUUUGGUAAACUCGUGGGAAAAAACGAGUUUAACCGAGUUAACUCGGAGUGAAAACGUGAAACUCGGAUAAACUCGGGCGAGUUUACAUGUUUUUUCGAGUUUACCUUUUUAAACUUUUCUGGCCCAAUUUUUUUUAGAUUAUUAUUUGAAUGUUUAGCUGAUUUGGUUGGGAUAAUUAUGUAUUUUGAUGCAAGUUUAUGGACAUGAUGUUAUUUGUCAUUGUGAUUUGAUAUAUUUUGGCUUUAUAAUUAAAUUAAUAUU
Molecule: messenger RNA, 2151 nt
Organism: Trifolium pratense (red clover)
Lineage: Eukaryota; Viridiplantae; Streptophyta; Magnoliopsida; Fabales; Fabaceae
Product: pentatricopeptide repeat-containing protein At1g71060, mitochondrial
Exons: 1
Coding region: 159-1724 (521 amino acids)
Molecular function (GO): protein binding
Source: RefSeq, a predicted model, not a curated record